Molecule: messenger RNA, 3060 nt
Organism: Linnemannia hyalina
Lineage: Eukaryota; Fungi; Mortierellomycota; Mortierellomycetes; Mortierellales; Mortierellaceae
Source: the annotation of a GenBank genome assembly
AUGGACCCCCACGCAGGAACAGGACGCGUAGUCCUCCCAACAAACGUCCGACCAACCCACUACGAUCUUACCCUCACCCCGGACCUGACCACUUUCAACUUUUACGGACAUGUCCUCAUCAACCUCGACAUCAACAAACCCACCACCGCCAUCACCCUCAACUCCAACGAGCUCGACCUCAUCUCUGCAAAACUCACCAACCUCGCCCUCAAAACCGAAUCCAGCCAGAAUGCGACGGACAUUACGCUUGACAAGGACAACGAGACGGCGACGUUGGUGUUUGCGGACGAGCUCCAGCCUGGAUCGACCGCAGUGUUGCACAUCGUCUUCAAGGGUGUUCUGAACGAGAGCAUGAACGGAUUCUACCGAAGCUCGUUCAAGGACGAUGCUGGCAAGACCCACUACAUUGCCACUACCCAGUUCGAAGCCACAGAUGCUCGCAAGGCAUUCCCUUGCUGGGACGAGCCUGCUAUCAAGGCUACGUUUGAUGUGACCCUGCGCGUGCCUACAGACCUUGUUGCCCUUUCGAACAUGAACGUCAUCUCGGAGAAGGAUGUUAGACACAGUGGAAAUGUUAAAGGCGACUCGACCCAGAAAGGAGACGUUCCUUCAGCUCAAAAGGGCGACGCCCCUUCCGCACAGAAAGGGGAUGUGCCUUCCGCACAGAAAGGAGAUGUGCCGUCCGCACAGAAAGGAGAUGUUCCUUCGACACAAAAAGGAGAUGUUCCUUCGACACAGAAGGGUGACGUGCCUUCCACACAGAAAGGAGACGUGCCCUCAACCCAGAAGGGAGACGUGCCCUCAACCCAGAAAGGAGACGUGCCUUCAACACAAAAGGGAGACGUUCCCUCUGCACAGAAGGGCGACGUUCCUUCAACCCAGAAGGGCGACGUUCCUUCAACCCAGAAGGGCGACGUUCCUUCAACCCAGAAGGGCGACGUUCCUUCAACCCAGAAGGGCGACACUGUCGACAGCUCAUUGAGACCACUCAAGGAAGUCAAGUUUGCUACCACGCCAGUGAUGAGCACCUACCUGGUGGCGUUUAUUGUCGGUAAGUUUGAGUACAUCGAGACCGUGACCAAGAACUUGCCCAAGCCCAUUACCUGCCGUGUUUAUGUUCUGCCAGGGAAAACCGAGGAGGCCGAGUUUGCCCUGUCAGUGACCCCUCUUGCACUCGAGUACUUUACCGAGCUGUUUGGUGUGGCCUAUCCUCUGCCCAAGAUGGAUCUUAUCACCAUCCCUGACUUUGAAUCAGGCGCCAUGGAGAACUGGGGUCUUGUCACCUAUCGCUCCAUCCGCCUCCUGUUCAACGAAAAGACCAGCGAUCUCAGCUACAAGCGCCACAUUGCCUACACUAUUUGCCACGAGAUUGCUCAUCAGUGGUUUGGAAACCUGGUCACGAUGGAUUGGUGGGAUUACCUCUGGCUGAACGAAGGGUUCGCCACCUGGGUCGGCAACUUGGCUGUGUCAAAGUUCUUCCCCGAGUGGGACAACUGGUCCUACUUUAUUGCCGAUGGAUUCCAGAUGGGUUUGGCUUUGGACGGACUCAGGAGCAGCCACCCCAUUGAGGUCCCCUGCAAGCACCCACAUGAGAUCCACCAGAUCUUUGACGCCAUCAGCUACUACAAGGGAGCCUCUUGCAUCCGUAUGCUGAGCUCGUAUCUUGGUCUGGAUGUGUUCCUGGAGGGCAUUCGCAUCUACAUCAAGAAGCACGCCUACAAGAACACCAGCACUGAGGACCUCUGGGCAGCUUUGAGUGAGGCUUCGGGUGUCAAUGUUGGCCAGUUCAUGAAUGCAUGGAUCAAGCAAGUCGGCUACCCUGUUGUUGAUGUCGAGGAGGAUGCUGAUGCCAGCACGUUGACCUUCAAGCAGUCCAGAUACCUGUCGUCGGGAGAUCUUUCGGCGGAUGAGAACACCUCGCGCUGGACCAUUCCCCUGGGAAUCGAGCCCGCCCCAACUGACAGCAAGACUAAAUCGGCCAUGUUGACAGACGAGUCGGUCACUUUUAAGCUGGAGAAAGGUGGACACUACAAGGUCAACUCCAAGUACAAUGGAUUCUUCCGCACCGCCUACCCUGCUGCUGCUUUGACCCGCAUCAGCCAGUCCAUCAAGGCCAAGGACCCUCUCUUCACUUCGGAUGACCGUGUUGGUCUUUUGGCUGAUUUGGGUGCAUUGAGUAAGAGUGGCCAUAUCAAGACAAGCUCUCUUUUGGAACUGUUGGAGUCGUUUGAGGAUGAGGAUCAGUAUGUCGUCUGGGUGGCUAUUGCCGAGCGCGUCAACGUCCUGUCGUCGGUCUUUUACCAACAACCCGAAGAUUUCCAGCAGGCGCUUCAAAAGUUCCAACGCAAGCUGUUCUCCAGGGCGGCUGCAAGGUUAGGAUGGGAGACACAGGCAUCAGAUGACUACCGCUCGACUCUUCUUCGCAAGCUUGUGGUCACCAAUGCUGGAUGUGCUGGAGAUGAUGCUGUGGUGAAGGAGGCUCAGAAGCGAUUUGCAUUGUAUGUUGGCGGAGACGCCAAGGCUCUUAACCAGAACCUGCAGAGCGCCGCCUUUGAGAUUGUGGUUUUGCACGGAGAGGAAGCCGACUUUGAGAAGGUGCUGAAGUGCUGGCGCGAGGCGACUGCUACGGAUCAGAAACUGGGAGCCAUUGGAGCCUUGGCAACUGUCCGUCACCCUGCCCUUGUCCAGCAGUUGCUUAAGCUUGCGACUUCUGAGGAAGUCAGGCCCCAGGAUAUCACCUAUGUCUUGGCCGGAUUGUCGCGUAACACUACGAGUCGCCAUGCGCUGUGGGACUUUAUCAAGGAGAAUUGGGACAUGUUGACCAAGAGAUAUGUGGGCUCGAUGGCGUUGCUGGGCAAUAUUGUGAAGGCAGGAGUGGGUCGAUUCGCGAGUGAGGAGAUGGCGCAGGAUUGCGAAAAGUUCUUUGAGGGCAAGAAUGUCAAUGAUAUUUCGCGUCCUAUUGCGCAGAGUCUUGAGGUGAUCCGGUCGAAUGCCAAGUGGGUUGCCCGCGAUGCUGAGGAUGUGCGUGAAUGGUUCUCGUCCAAGGGUUACCUUGCCUAA